UUAGCAUUGAGUCGACGACAGAGGGCUCUAGAGGUGAACACGCGUUGAGUCACUCAUUGAACACAUGUUUCACACAUUUGUUAUGAUUUUUCACAUCAAAUCCAAAACAAACCAUUCAUUCAGUGAUUACAACGACUGAACUAAUGGUCACUUUAAUGGCCACACAUUGAGUGCAUUGUGUUGAGUGCGGAUGUGUUGGAAGCGUUGACAUGAAGUUAAAGACGUUGGAAGCGAUGAUGGGAUCAAUUGAUGAGUUCGUGUCACCGAAAGUGUGUUACGAACAGUACUCCACUUCAGUGCACAUCAGUUCCCGAAUGCUCUUCACUAUUGACCACACUUUCGGUGACUUAAGAGACAAAUGUGUGGCAGAUCUGGGAUCCGGUUCCGGACGACUCACCAUUGGAUCGGCACUAAUGGGCGCUCACUAUGUGUUGGCCAUUGACUGCGAUUGGGAUGCCGUCCGACAAAUGGCAGACAAUUUCGAGGACUUCGAGGACGACAUCACUUCCAGAAUCGACUCCAUUUGUGCGGACGUUACGGACCAAGAGUUUUGGACACCAUUUCAUAAACGCUUCGACACUUGUCUUCUGAAUCCUCCGUUUGGGACCAAAAGAAACAAAGGAAUUGAUAUGAUUUUUUUGAAGCGAGCUCUGGAUCUGUCGACAAACAGUGUGUAUAGUCUGCACAAGACGUCCACUCGUGAGCACAUCCUUCGGAAGGCCGACGAGUGGUCAGUGGAGGCGGAAGUGUUGGCUCGACUCAGCUUUGAUUUGCCGAAAGUCUAUAAAUUCCAUAAACACUCUUCAGUUGACAUCGAAGUAGACUUCUAUCGCUUCCAACACAAGACCUCCAAAUGAUUCACUGAUUUGUUUUACAUUUAAUUGUUUUAUUAUUUUUUCUACCGG
Molecule: messenger RNA, 905 nt
Organism: Oppiella nova
Lineage: Eukaryota; Metazoa; Arthropoda; Arachnida; Sarcoptiformes; Oppiidae
Source: the annotation of a GenBank genome assembly